AUGGCCGAGGCUCCGCCUGCAUCAUCGCAGGACAGUAUCUUCGAAAAGCAUCAGAUUCCUGUAGAGAAGGAGAACGCCUCAUCGCCGCUGGGCCCGCCGACUACCAGGGCCAGUAGCCUCUUGAGCAGCCAGAAGGUCAGAAAACCGCCGACCGUUACCCCGAAACGCUUCAACAAGUUCUUCACGCCCAGAAGCACCCUCUCCUGUCGAGGUGGCCGCACGAGCAAGGCCGGUCGACAGCUCCAGGACAUCACCAGGAAUGGCGCCAAUCGCCGUGCCAAAGGCUUGAUCACUCGCGAUGAGUUCCAUGCCGACCUUCACGACAAUAUCCAUUCGUCGAGGCCGCUCAAGCGACGGAAGUUCUCCACUGAUCUCCCGAGUUCGCCACCGCAGUCCUCACCACUGAAGCAUAUUCAGACCGUCCCUCUCGACGAGGCUCCGCUGUCACCAACUCUAUCUGAAGCUGAAACGCUGCCGGAUCUUUUAAACGAGUGGAAACCAUUUCCCAAACCCAUUCGUCGCCUUCCGGAAGCAGGAGGAUCCAGACGGAUCCUGGAGCGGAGCUUUGGAGGAUACAAUGCAAUCUCACGGGGCAUCAGACGAGCAGACCAUGGUGCAGACCCACGUGUUGAGACUGCCAACUUCGUGACGACUCCGACUGAUUUGCACACCUUCCGAGGCGCAGCGUUGCCAUUUUGCACCGCUGCCUGCAACACCAACUCGCUGGUUGCUGUCGGAGACGAAGAGGGCAGUGUUCGUCUGAUCGACUCAUCCCCCUCUGCCCAGUUCAACGCCUCGCAUGUCAAGUUUCGUGUACAUCACAACGCGGUCAUGGACGUCACCUUCUGCUCUGACGAUUACGUUCUCGCUACCGCCAGUGGCGAUCAAACCGCUCGAGUCGUCGACAUGCAGUCUCAACAGACUGUAUGCAUUCUGUCUGGUCACAAAAGCAGUGUCAAGCAAGUUCGAUUUCAGCCCCACGACGACAACAUGAUCACCACCAGUGCCCGCGACGGGACUGUGCAGGUUUGGGACCUGCGCUGCGGCGGCAAGUCAGCUGUGCAGAAUUUCCGCACUUCCAUCGGCCAGCAAGUGGAUGCAGACGGCAAGGUGCAGCCUGAGACGCGCUAUAGCCAAGAGCUUCAUGUUGGCUACGGUCAUCGCUCAUCCAGUCGACCCUUUGAAGCCGACCAAAAGAACGAGCUAUCCAUCACAUCGUUCCAACACCUGCCCCACGGCCGUGAGCAUCUCAUCCUCACGGCUAGCGAAGUGGACGCCUCUGUCAAAGUCUGGGAUUUACGGAACGCUGGUAGGAGGAGUCCUGUGCCACUCUCAAGCACGCUUCUACCCGAAUCCCAUUCUGCAAAACGUCAUUACGGCAUCAACACAAUGGUCCUUUCAGGCGAUGGUGCACGUCUCUACACGGCCUGCAGAGACGCCACAGUAUAUGUGUACUCUACGAGCCAGCUUGUCCUCGGCCAUGCGCCUGAGAUGUGCUCGGGCCCAAGCAGACGGCGCAUGCUCAAGGAACCCAAGACUGGCCUUGGCCCCUUGUAUGGCUUCAAGCAUCCCAAGCUUCGCCUUGGCAGUUUCUACAUCAAAGCAUCACUUCGGCCAGCCAAGGACGACCGUGGCGAAAUUCUGGCGGUAGGAAGCACAGAUCGAAAUCCGAUGCUGUUUCCAACUGAUGAGCGGCAUCUACCACGUGGUGGACGGCCGCCCAUCCCUGAUAUUGUCGACGAAGACGACGAAGACGAGCUGCCAUCUCUACCACAGCCACCUGUACAGCGCUCGCCUCUUCCGUCUACCCACGUCUUCAACCACGGCACCCCACUUGUGCGAGCACAUAGCAAGGAGGUCACCUCGCUUACAUGGACCACAGAUGGCAAUUUGAUCUCUGUGAGCGACGACUUCUCGGCCCGCUGUUGGCGUGAAGAUGCACCGAAAGCUCGCGAGUUGCGAAAGAUGGGAGAAGUUGGUGGAGGUCGCUGGCGGUCAGGAUGGGCGCCAGUCGAGGCAGACUGGGAUGAGGAGGAUUAA
This is a messenger RNA of Zasmidium cellare ATCC 36951, 2040 nucleotides long. RefSeq lists its product as uncharacterized. The record is from RefSeq and is a predicted model, not a curated record. Bases 1 to 2040 code for a protein of 679 amino acids. The transcript has a single exon. Gene Ontology annotation, molecular function: protein-macromolecule adaptor activity; protein binding. Gene Ontology annotation, biological process: proteasome-mediated ubiquitin-dependent protein catabolic process. Lineage: Eukaryota; Fungi; Ascomycota; Dothideomycetes; Mycosphaerellales; Mycosphaerellaceae. Gene Ontology annotation, cellular component: nucleus.